AUGAGUAUCUUAAGCUGGAACUGCCGGGGGCUUGGGAACCUCCGGACAGUUAAAGCCUUGGAAAGGGUGGUGACCAAGGAAGAGCCCAAGGUUGUGUUUUUGAUGGAGACAAAGUCGAAACGGGAAUGGUUAGAGAAAGUGAAGGAUCGUUGUAAGAUGAAACAUGGUUUAACUGUGUCUAGUGAUGGAAGUAAGGGUGGGUUAGCUCUGUUGUGGAAGGAAGGAAUUACUGUGAAGAUUAACACAUAUGCUCAGGAUCACAUUGAUGCUUGGAUUGAAGGAGGAUGGGAUGGUGUUAGCUGGCAUUUCACCGGUUUUUAUGGUAAUCCUGAUACAGCGCAGCGCCCGGAGUCAUGGGCCAAGUUAAAAUCCCUUAAGGGAACGACUUCGGUGCCUUGGCUCGCCAUUGGAGAUUUCAAUGAAAUAACGGGACUCACGGAGAAAGAAGGUGGCCGUGUACGUCCAAGGAGGCAGAUGGAGAAUUUUGUUGAUGCUAUAAACUACUGUGGUUUUAGGGAGGUGGACUUCAUUGGACCGAAAUACACUUGGUGGUAUCAUCGAGCGGAUGGGAUGCAUAUUCGGGAACGACUUGAUAGAGCGUUGGCUAAUAAGGAAUGGAUGGACUUGUUUCCUGCUGCAAAAUUAUACCAUCUCUCUUCCUCGGCAUCUGACCACUCACCACUCUCACUUCAUCUGGUGCCAAAAAGGAAGAAAAAGAAAAUAAGAAAGAGUUUUAGAUUUGAGUCUAUGUGGUUGAAGGAUAGUAGGUGUGAGGAGAUUGUUAAAGCGGCAUGGGAGAUAGGGGAACAUUCCGGUGCAGAGGGUAUACUGAAGAGUUGUUUGGAGCAUUGCAGACAUGACUUAGAGAAAUGGAAUAAGGAGGAGUUUGGACACGUGGGAAGGAAAAUUUCUGAGCUUCAACAAAAAUUGGAGUGGUUGGAACUACAGCCAUCUAGUUCGGGUAUACUGGGCGAGCUAAGGACCACGAGAGUAAACCUUAACAAAUGGCUAGAGAAAGAAGAUGAAAUGUGGAGGCAGAGAUCAAGAUUGAACUGGUUUCAAGGAGGCGACAGGAAUACUAGUUUUUUUCAUGCGAAAGCUUCGGCUAGACACCAGAAAAAUUAUAUUGAUGGAAUAGUUGAUGAGCAGGGAAGGUGGCAGGAGGAUGAGUUGAAGAUUGAGGAAGUUGCUGUGGCCUAUUUUGAGAAGCUUUUUACUUCAAGCAAGCCAGAAGAGUUCUCCGACAUAUUACAUGCUGUCCAACCGAAAGUCACAACUGAUAUGAACGUUGAACUGACCCGAGAGUACACGGCACAGGAAGUGAGAUUGGCCUUGAAGCAGAUGUACCCACUGAAAGCCCCUGGACCUGAUGGUAUGCCCCCCCUUUUUUUUCAACAUUUUUGGAAUACUUGUGGUGAAGUUGUAACAAGCACAGUGUUAGAUUUCCUCAAUCAUGGUAUGUCUCCUCCAAAUUUUAAUGAGACUCAUAUUGUGCUUAUUCCAAAAAUAAAUGAACCGAAACAUGUUUCAGAUUAUAGGCCGAUUAGUCUAUGCAAUGUAACCUAUAAGAUAGCUUCUAAAGCAAUAGCAAACAGGCUGAAAAAAUUCCUCCCAUCCAUUAUUAGUGAUACCCAAAGUGCCUUUGUGCAUGGAAGGUUAAUCACGGAUAAUGUUCUGGUAGCUUUUGAGACUAUGCAUCAUAUUAGUAGGAAAAAAGGGGGUAAAGUGGGUGAGAUGGCCAUUAAACUUGAUAUGAGUAAGGCUUAUGAUAGGGUAGAGUGGGUUUUUGUGGAGAAAAUUAUGGAGAAAUUGGGUUUUGAUAUUAAUUUGAGGAGUUUGAUCAUGCAAUGUAUUACCACAGUAUCCUAUGCUAUCAAGAUCAAUGGUCGCCCUAGAGGUCGCAUCAUUCCUUCAAGGGGUAUCCGACAAGGAGACCCCCUAUCACCUUACUUAUUUCUAUUGUGUGCAGAAGGGUUAUCUGCUUUGAUUAAAGCUUCAGUGGGUAAUGGCAGCAUGGAGGGGAUUGCUAUAUGUCGUGGGGGUCCUCAGCUAUCCCAUUUAUUUUUUGCUGAUGAUAGCCUCAUCUUCUGCAAAGCAACUAUUGCAGAAUGUGACGCCUUGCAAAGAGUGUUGGGGGUUUAUGAGCAAGCUUCGGGUCAGCAGCUGAAUAGAGCGAAAACUUCCCUAUUUUUCAGCAGUAAUACUCCGAAGGAGAUACAGGAAGAGAUCAAAGGAAGAUUUGGUGCCCAAGUAAUCAAGCAGCAUGAAAAAUAUCUUGGCUUGCCGUCUCUUGUGGGCAAAAACAAGCGCAGCACUUUUAAUGAUAUAAAGGAAAAGCUGGGUAAGAAGUUGUCUGGUUGGAAAGAGAAGUUAUUAUCCAAAGCCGGAAAAGAAAUAUUGAUUAAAGCAGUGGCGCUAGCUGUACCAACUUACACAAUGAGCUGUUUUAAAUUGCCAGAUAAUCUUUGUGAUGAGUUAACAGCUAUGAUAAGGAAGUUUUGGUGGGGCCAAGUGAAGAACGAAAAUAGAAUCCCUUGGUUGAGCUGGGACAAAAUGUGUGAAUCAAAGUCAAAUGGAGGUAUGGGUUUUAAGAACCUUAAACUUUUUAAUCUGGCUUUGUUGGCGAAACAAGGGUGGAGACUCCAAGUAGGCCAAGACUCUCUAGUUUAUAGAGUGUUGAAGGCGAAAUAUUUCCCAAGAUGCGAGUUUAUCCAUGCAUCACUUGGCAAUAACCCAUCAUACUCGUGGCGAAGUAUUAUGGCAGCCCAAUCACUAGUCAAAGAAGGCUUGAAGUGGCGGGUUGGGAAUGGAGCAAGCAUUCGCGUGUGGGAGGACAAGUGGCUGCCUACUCCUCCAUCUCACAAAGUUAUUACCCCAAGGCUUUUCCUACAUUCGGAUACCAGGGUGGCAGAUUUGCUAGACAGUGAAAAAGGGGAGUGGCGGACUGAGGUGAUUGAUACGGUGUUUUUACCGCAUGAGGCUGACAGUAUCAAAAGCAUUCCCAUUAGUGCCCGGCUACCACCGGAUAAACUUAUUUGGUCCGAAACACCGAAUGGUUUAUUUACGGUGAGGAGUGCGUACAAGUUGGCUGUGAACCUGCUCUCAAUGCCUAAUAAAGGGGCCCCGUCGGAUGCUAGCAAAAUGAGGAGUUUCUGGAGAAGGGUUUGGAGUAUCCCGGUACCUCACAAAAUUCGCCAUUUUAUGUGGCGUGCAUGUCGUAAUGCCUUGCCAACAAAGGACAAUCUGCUGCGCCGGAAAAUAGUCCAGGAUGAUGUGUGUGAAGACUGCAAAGAGACGCCGGAGUCGGUGUUCCAUGUCCUGUGGGAGUGUCGGAAAGCUAGAGAGGCAAGGGAGUGUUCUAAGAUGGUGUUUCCAGACCUGGGUGGUUCAUCCCUGUCCUUCGUCGACGUUAUGUGGAAGCUGAUAAUGCAGGAGGAUGUGGGGGAGGAGCACGUGGCUCAGGCUGCCACGACGGCAUGGGCAAUAUGGCACAACCGGAAUGAGGUCAGGUGUGGCGGCGUACGUAAGACGGGGAGACAGUUAUUCAGUUGGGCAACAGAAUAUCUUCGGGAGUACAGAGCGGCGAAUCAGCUUGACCGACCAGUGGUUCCGACGCCUCAGCGGAAUGUCAGGUGGACUCCUCCACGGGAUGGUCUCUUCAAGAUCAAUGUUGACGGAGCGAUUUUCAUAAAACAGAGAGCUGUGGGCGUUGGGGUAGUAAUCCGUGACAGUGAGGGUAGGCUUGAAGCAGCUCUAAGUAGGAAGAUCCAAAUGCCGUUGGGAGCAGCAGAGGUUGAAGCCAAAGCAGUCGAGGUGGGCCUGCUCUUUGCAAAGGACGUCGGUGUAAGGGAUAUUGUACUGGAAGGUGAUUCAACAGUGGUUUAUAAUGCUUUAUGUAACUGUUCCCGGGCCCCAUCCACAAUAGCUGCUGUGAUUAAUGGGAUUCAAGACAUAGGCAAAGAAUUUAGAAGUAUUGAGUACUCUCACGUGCGGAGACAAGGGAACAUGCCGGCCCAUAUUUUAGCAAAGAAUGCUUCUAGCAUAAAUGAUUAUGUUGCUUGGAUUGAAGAGGAACCUUGCUGUAUUAUGCAAGCUCUUAUCCAUGAUGUAACCUCUUUUUCGUAG
Messenger RNA from Quercus lobata, 4125 nucleotides. RefSeq lists its product as uncharacterized. The transcript has a single exon. The coding region runs from base 1 to 4125 and encodes 1374 amino acids. Lineage: Eukaryota; Viridiplantae; Streptophyta; Magnoliopsida; Fagales; Fagaceae. The record is from RefSeq and is a predicted model, not a curated record. Gene Ontology annotation, molecular function: RNA-DNA hybrid ribonuclease activity; nucleic acid binding.